Messenger RNA from Brassica oleracea var. oleracea, 959 nucleotides. RefSeq lists its product as uncharacterized. Bases 81 to 959 code for a protein of 292 amino acids. The transcript is spliced from 4 exons. The record is from RefSeq and is a predicted model, not a curated record. NCBI's taxonomy places the organism in Eukaryota, Viridiplantae, Streptophyta, Magnoliopsida, Brassicales, Brassicaceae.
ACAGAUCAGGCUCACGUUCCUAUGCUAAAGUUCAAGAUAAUCUGGUGGCAAACAACGAAGACUCUUCCUUCAUUGCUGUGAUGAAGAAAACCCACCAGAAAUCUGAUGGAACAUAUGUUGAUGAAAGAGCAUGCUUAGUUGCAGAAAAAUAUGAUGCAUAUGUGCAAGAAAGAUUGUCACUGGUUGAGCCUUCUAAUGGAGAGGUUUUGACAGAGCCUCUUACUGUCGAGGAAAGAAAUGAAAUCUAUGUGAAGGUUGCUGGAAUAUCAAAACAAGGUUGGGUGUUUGGACUUGGAUCACUUCAAUGUGGAGUUUAUAUGCCACUAGAUGGUUCUACAGUUUCACCACAAGCUGUUGAAGAUGAUGGUACUUUAACUCACCGAGUCAAAGAGCUGGAGUCAGACUUGCAAAAGAGUAAUGAAGAAAAUGUUCAGUUUCAGAAUAGGAUUCAAGCAAUAGAGAAAAUAUUGAUGUCUGGACUCCAACAGAUACUACCACACCCGCAUGAAGUGGUUUCUCAGUUUGGUGUUUUAGCUUGUGCUCUGACAGGACCAACGCGAGCCGGCCACAGAGCUCAGACACCAACCCAUAUGCGUGUUGAAGCUCAUGAACUCGCUGUCGUGGUAGAGAAACCCACCAGCACACACCAUGCUAAAGAGGAGAACACUAACGUUCGAGAACCCAACGAGAGCCACCCUCCAGAGCCAAAUGACCCCCUGACCAGAAACAACACACCGCCGAAGACCGGGAAAGAUACAGAGGCGCUCCUCCUCACAGACAGAGGAAACCGGUCGAGACCUGCGAGAGAGAAAAUCGAUCUCCACCAAACCCCAAAAUCCGACUACAACCACCACCUACUACUCGACCUUCUCGCCAUAGUUCCAGAGAUAGCUGAUGGACCACCAGAAUCAAACCCCUCUGCAGCGGAGCAUUUUCCGGAGUCAAACCCUAACCCAUAA